CUUUUGCAUGAGCAACAUGUAAACAGUCCACAAAAUUAUCCAAAAUUAUACCUCUCCAUGGGUUAAAAUAGUCCUGUUAACAAGUAUGGACAUAGGGAUUUGUGCUAUCUUUUACAUCAUGAAUAAAUAAAGCACCAAAAUGACCCAACACUUCGAAUGGAAAUUGAAAGAUCCACGAGUAUGUCGGAUUUUCUUCAGCUCACCUUUCAAAGGAAUGGAAGGAGAAAGGGAAGAAUUGACAAAGCGUUAUUGGCCCAAGAUCCAAUCCCUAUGUAACAGUAAGGGAAUCCAGUUUGUCCCUGUUGACAUGAGGUGGGGCAUAACAACAGAGGCUGCAGGCAAUGCACAAACUGUAAACAUAUGUCUGCGUGAACUUGACCGAUCUGACAUGUUUGUCGGCUUUUUUGGCCAGCGCUAUGGAUGGAUGGGAGAAAAUGAUGAAGCAUUGCAAGCUAAUGUUGAAAAUUCUAUAACAAGGUACCCAUGGCUACUGAAGUUCAGGGAUAAAAGCGUGACAGAAUGGGAAUUUCUUCAUGGACAUCUCAACCAUCCUGGGAAAAUGCCAGCUUGGAUAGGCUUCAGAGACAAGGCAUUUGAUGACAUGAAGAAAGAAGAAGCAGAAAAGCGGGGUAACAAACGUCAAGUCGCUGCAUAUGUAUCAGAAAGUGAGCUUGCGACUAAAAACAUGGACAAUUUGAAAAAAAGAAUAAGAGAAACAGAGAAAAAGACUCUUGGUAUAAACAUGGCUUAUAGAGACCCAGUUGAGGGUGCUUCACAGAUGUUUGAUGCAAUGUGGAGAUGUCUAAAUGAUCACCUUCUAGCAGAUACAACAAACGUUAACCCAUCAAAGUGGGAUAUAGAACUCUCAGCCCAUAAUGCUUUCUGCAAAAGUCGUUCCGGACUCUACAUAGGUGGCAGCAUUUGCCAUGAAAGACUAGAUGCAGUUUUAAAAUCUGGAACACAGGUCCCAUUGUUAAUUCAUGGAGACCCAGGAAGUGGUAAAUCCGCUUUGAUUUCAACAUGGCUUACUGCAAGAAAGGAGACCAACCCAGAAGAUUAUAUAGUGUACCACUUUGUUGGUAGUUCUAGUGAAAGUACAGAUAUACUGUCAACAUUGAAACGCCUAAGGGUGGAACUAAAACGUCAAAUCCAUGGCAAAGAGAUACCUGAGGCUGAUGGUCCAUCUAGUAAUGAAGAGGAACAUGAUAAGUAUGGACUCAUGCUUGCUCUAGAGGACACAGUAAGAGAAGCUAGUGAUACUGGUCACAUAACUAUCAUCUUCAUUGAUGGACUCACCAAGGUGAAAGACAAAGAAAAGAUUAACAAGCACUUAUUCUGGUUGCCUGAAACCUUCCCGAAAAAUGUUCAUUUGAUCGUGUCGUGUUUGAGUACAGAUCACAUGACAUUGAACGAGUUAGUUGAGAGACGGGGCUAUGACUCCCUUGUUAUGCAGCCUCUUAGUCGCGAGGAACAGAAAGAAAUAUCAAUACAAACACUACAAGAAGUUGGCAAGGAGCUCUCUGCUAGUCAGUUAGAAAGGGUCGUAGAAGCCAAACAAACAACAAAUCCUCUUUUUCUCAAGAUUGUUCUUUCAGAGCUAUGUAUGUUUGGUUAUUUCCGCAAGUUGGAUGAGAAGAUUGACUCGUUGAUUCACUGUUCAAGCACUGUGGAGCUCUUCAAAAAAUAUCUGGAGAGGUUGGAGGAUGACUAUAACAGUGAUGGUUACCAUGGUAACCUUGUACAAGAUGUUAUGUGCUUACUCAGGGGCUCAAAGGAGGGACUCUCUGAAGAGGAUAUAAUGGAGAUAUUGUCUAUAGAUCCUCAAUUGUGGUCACCUCUUUACUUUGCUAUGGAGAAAUACUUCAUCGACAGGGCUGGUAUUCUUGGCUUUGGAUUUCAUGAGCUUGAGAUGGCAGUCCAUGAAAAAUACAUCACUAACAAUAAUAUUAUGAUAAACUUCAGGUUAAAGCUUGACAGGUAUUUUACUCAGAAACUGAAGCAAUAUAAGGCGACAGGACAGCUGUAUUCUGAUUGGCAGAGAUUAGAUGUACAUCCACCGAGAGAAAUAAUGAAUAUCCCCUGGUUGAGACAUAAAUGUGACGACACAUCUAAACUCCUCGAUAUUAUCACAACCACUGAUUGUGUUGGAAUUUUUACAGAGCACCAUUCUCUUUAUGAUUUACUGGAAUACAUCAAAACUGUAGAUGUCUCAGAGAAAAUCAUGGCAGACCUGUUUAAAAAGGGUGUUGAUACACUUUUGGUGGAGAUGUUUAACUUCAUGCAGGAUAAUUGUAUCAAGAGUGGAAAUAUUGACGCUGAACCAGAAUUUCAUAUACCAUCAAAGGCUGCAGAUGCAUGUGUUCAAAUAAUCAACUUUCUUGAGAUGGGAAACUUUCACAAUGCAGCCCUGGCCUUGGUGGAAAAACAAGAGGAAAUAAUUGAGAAUGGUAGAGGCCUGUGGAAUAAGGAAAGCUAUGAGAAUCUCAAGAUGGAUUGUAUGUACAAGAAGGCAUGUGUUCUGGUGGACCUCUACAGAAUACAAGAGGCAGAACCUCUGCAUAUGGAGGUCCUUAGGCACAGGGAGAAGAAACUAGCUAUUGACAAGAGUGAAAGGCUGAUCCAGAGUCUAUCCAAGAGCUACCAUGGUGUUGGUGUGUUACUAAUGCAGCAAGAGGACCCUGAUAAACAUGCCCAGGCUUUUGAAUUCUUCAAUAAAUCUCUGGAGUUGGCUGAGACCAGUGAAAAUGACAUGCGGGUAGAGAAGGCCAAGACUAUCCAGUGUCUGGGUGUGUCGAGUAUGCGUAUGGGAGACAAUGUGAAAGCAGUCGAUUAUGGUCAGCAAAGCAUGAAGUUAUUUGAAGAGGUAUACUAUGGGCAGCUACCACCAAGCUUAGGCCAGGCCAUGUGUAAUAUCGCAAUAUGCCACCGUAGACUGGGCAACUUUGACCAAGCUGUGGAUCUGUAUAACCAAGCAAUUGAGAUAGCAGAGAAAGCUUAUGGCCGAGUCCAUCAUGAUGUAGGCAUUGCAUUAUCAAACCUCGGCUCCCUCUAUAUAUACAAGAAGGACUUUGAACAGGCAAUUAUCAAAUUGACAGAAGCUGUGAAGAUUUAUGAGAUGUUGAAGAUAGAUCUCCAUGGUGCUCUACUGGCGAGAGAGAACCUUGUUUGUGCCUUUAUAAAUGCAAAUAGGGCAGAUGAGGCUGAACCCAUUUAUUGGGAUGCAGUGUUACAGCUGGGGAGUGAUAAAGCACGAUGGAAUAAGUCUAUACCUUAUAUGCACUCCAUCAUGUUGAUGAAAUAUGUCAGAGAAAGCAGUUGGCACAAGGCCAAACAAGUCCUAGAGAACUUGGUCCAGCGUGAAGAUACAAAGUCAGGAGAUAUAGUAGCUCUGUUGGCCUUAUGUGAUGAGUUCCUAGUAGAUGAAGGCAAGCCACAACGUGCAGUAGAAUACACAGUAGACUACAACCUUGGAGUUUGGCCACUGAACAGAAGACUGAUAUGUAUGAAGGUGGAGUUUGAUUUACUCAAAAGACCCAACAAUCAGGACAGACUUGAUGGUGUGCUAGACAUUGCUACUAAAGCUCUUGAUGCACUGGACACAAUGGAUCCUGCAGAGCUAACAACUGCUGAUAUCACUUCAGCUGAGGAUGUUCUCAGCUACAUUUGUGAUCUAUGUAAUGGUCUAUUUGAAGGAAAAUUCAAAGAAUAUUGUGUGGAUAUCUGGAAGAAAGGGAUCGAAAGACAGCCAACGAUGAUGAAUUACCGCAUGACGUUGGCACGAACCAUGCUACAACAGGGAGACCUUUCAACAGCACAAUACACAGAGAUAAGCCAACACCUAAACACUGUAAAGAAACAACAGCAUCAAGAUGAGGCACAGUUUUACAAAAUGUAUAUGCAUGUUCUUAUGCAUUGUGAAGAUGUUGUGGAAGAGCUGAAGGAAUUGCUUGAAGAUGCAAUCAAGAAUGUCACUGAUGAGCCUGAGUUUAUAGAGAAAGUAAGUGUAUACGAUCUAGGAUGA
Owenia fusiformis is the source of this 4021-nucleotide messenger RNA. The record is from the annotation of a GenBank genome assembly. Lineage: Eukaryota; Metazoa; Annelida; Polychaeta; Sabellida; Oweniidae.